This is a messenger RNA of Raphanus sativus (radish), 839 nucleotides long. RefSeq lists its product as uncharacterized. The coding region runs from base 36 to 839 and encodes 267 amino acids. The record is from RefSeq and is a predicted model, not a curated record. Lineage: Eukaryota; Viridiplantae; Streptophyta; Magnoliopsida; Brassicales; Brassicaceae. The transcript is spliced from 6 exons.
GCUGAUAGAGAAGUAAGUGAAGAACAUAUAGUUUUAUGUUAAGAUUUUGUUUAUUGUUUAAUACUAUAAUUAUUUUGACUGGUAUUCAGGGGACAAGAAUUCAUGCUUCAGUUGGAGAACAACUCAUCAAAAAAUAUGGUGAAAAGCUACAUGCGGGAGAUGCAAUUGUCGUCCAGUUGUUCAAGGUCUUCGAUGCAAUUGGUGAAUAUCGUACAACUCCACAUCUGUACAAAAUUGGUUUCUAUCCAACCACUUUUGUUGGAAAAGCUUUAGAUUUUCCAAGUGAAAUUCCUGAAAAGAAUUUUGCCGAUUUUACCGAUAUUCUGGAAGGAAAGAUUGAUAGCAGCUGCUUAGUUGAUAUAAUUGGACAAAUCGUCAACUUUGGGUCGCUGGAAAACAAAAGCAUUAAAGGCAAAGAUAACAUGAGGCUUUUGAUCGAGCUACGUGACCAUAGUAAUGUCAAGAUCAUGUGUACUCUGUGGGGUGGUUAUGCUAAACAAGUAUACGACUACAGUAUGAGUAACAUGUCCAUUAUGAUAAUUUGUAUUAUCAGGUUCUGUUCCAUUAAAGAGUGGAAAGGGGUUUACUCCAUAUCUAGCGGGUUUAAUUCCACCCAAAUUUUGCUAAACCCAACGUGUUCAUUGGUUGAUGAGUUUAAAUUGUGUCUUCCUGAUGAUUCACUUGCUAUAACAAACAAGGAUAGUAGCCAAUGGAGUGUUGCUAGUGCUACAUCUGUUCGUGCCCGGUUUUUUGUUCUUAAUGAGAGGCUAACAAUAAGAGAUAUCGUUGUCAGUACUCUGGUUACACGUUGGAACUUUUGUCACCUUGGGGACUAUUGA